Heterocephalus glaber (naked mole-rat) is the source of this 2357-nucleotide messenger RNA. It is a transcript of the gene Zc3h12d, whose product is annotated as zinc finger CCCH-type containing 12D. Gene Ontology annotation, cellular component: nucleus; cytoplasmic ribonucleoprotein granule. NCBI's taxonomy places the organism in Eukaryota, Metazoa, Chordata, Mammalia, Rodentia, Bathyergidae. Gene Ontology annotation, molecular function: RNA endonuclease activity; mRNA binding; metal ion binding. The record is from RefSeq and is a predicted model, not a curated record.
CAAAGCCUAACCACCUUUGCAGCUGAACGUGACUUCUCAUACAGGAAGUGGAGCAUUGGCGUGAAGUGGCUUCCAGCAGUGGUGUGGCCCAGACUGGCUGCCCUCUCCUGACUCCAGGGACCCCUGGGUGACUGGACUCCCGGAAUCAACGUGGAGGCUGUGGGGCAGCUGGGGCAGCGUCCAUUGGGAAAACCAGAAGAACACACCCUGCUGCUCAUGCCUGUGGGGAUCUGCCAGGAGGAAGCCAGGGGCAGGACCCGCACAAGGUGCUGGCUGGCACAGUAUGGAGCGCCCGAGCAAGAUGGAGUUCUUCCAGAAGCUGGGCUACAGCCAGGAGGAUGUGGUCAGGGUGCUGGACAAGCUGGGUGACAGCGCCCUGGUCAAUGACGUGCUGCAGGAGCUGAUCAGGACAGGCAGUCGACCUGCAGCUCAGGAGGGCCCAGACAGCAGCACUGGGCCCCUACUUGUUCCCAGGGGCUCCUGUGGGGCCCCAGACUCUACCUGGCGGGGCCUGGGGCCAGCUCUGGAAGAGGACUGCAGUGACCCAGCCAGUUCUCUGCGCCCCAUAGUGAUCGAUGGCAGCAACGUGGCAAUGAGCCAUGGAAGUAAAGAAGUCUUCUCUUGCCGGGGAAUCCAGCUGGCUGUAGACUGGUUCAGGGACAGAGGACACACCUACAUCAAAGUUUUUGUCCCAUCUUGGAGGAAAGAGCCAUCCAGAUCUGAUACCCCCGUCAGAGAGCAGCAUGUGCUGGAGGAGCUGGAGCGGCAGGCAGUGCUUGUGUACACCCCGUCCCGCAAGGUGAACGGCAAACGGGUGGUCUGCUAUGACGACCGCUACAUCGUGAAAGUGGCCUAUGAGAAGGACGGCGUCAUCGUCUCCAAUGACAACUACCGAGACCUGCAGAGCGAGAACCCUGAGUGGAAGUGGUUCAUUGAGCAGAGGUUGCUCAUGUUCUCCUUUGUCAAUGAUAGGUUCAUGCCUCCUGAUGAUCCCCUGGGCCGCCAUGGACCCACCCUGAGCAACUUCCUGAGCAGGAGGCCGAGGCCCCCAGAGCCAUCCUGGCAGCACUGCCCCUAUGGCAAGAAAUGCACCUAUGGCAUCAAGUGCAAGUUCUACCACCCAGAGAGGCCGCACCACACGCAGCUGGCGGUGGCUGAUGAGCUGCGCGCCAAGACGCGGGCCCGGCCGGCCCCCCGGGAACCCGGUGCGCACAGCCUCGCCCCCGAGGCUCUGGCCGCCCUGCGAGGGGGCUUCUCGCUGUUGGCCGUCAGCGACGACUGGGUGCCUACAGGCCGCGGCGCUGCCACCCCCGGGCCGCAUUGCCUCAGGGAGCUGGGGCCUGGCCUGCGCGGCCUCCCGCUCCAGCAGAGCCCGAGCACCCCCAGCAACCUCCCGGCACCGCUAUGCGCGCAGGCCCAGCAGUGGGGUGCACACGGCUCCAGGGUCCUGCUUCUUCCACGCAGCCCGCGUGACGACCAGUGGGCCCCACUGCCCAGCUCCGACAGCUUUCUGGGUCGCUCGGCUUGGGCGGAGCCAGUUUGGGGCGAUAGCGCCCUCGGAGGACCUUCGGGACUGCGACCCCCGGGACCGAGGGCAAAGUAGACGCACGUGCUCUGGCAGUGUCUUUCCGCUAGACCUGGCGGACUUCGGAGUAGCCUGGAUCCUCGCUGUCUUGCAUCUGGCCAGGCGCAUCUGGCUAUGGCAGAAAUCGAAUAGGGCCGGUCCCAGUGAAUGGCCCAGUCUUGCCUGGCAACUUGGGAAAAUGGACCCGUUGAUGGUUGCCUGGGUCCAUCCUGACCCCUUUACUUUAAAUUGGUCAGAGGACCCUGCUUUCUCCUCUUUAACGGUAGGUGCCCCCCAUGGUGGCACUUGGUGACCCUCACUGAGGCCAGGGCCUGCUCUGUGGAGGGAGGAUUGGUCUAAAACAGCUGGUGUGUCCAGCUGUAAGUAUGUCACAAAAUCAAUUCAAUCUUGGCUGAACUCUUGUGAUCCCAGUACUCUGAGAGACUGAGGCAGGAGGAUUGCCUCCUCAAGUUUGACCCAGCCAGGACAAUUUAGUAACUUAGUGAGACCCUGUCUCAAAAAAAAAAAAAUUUAAAAAGGGCUGGGAAUGUAUUUUAGUGCGUGGACCUUGAAUUAAAUUCCUAGUACCAAGAAAGGAAAAAGAAAAUCAAUUCAAUGGGUCACAGCCACAAACAUAACAGAAGAGGACAUAUCAGAACAUAGCCCAUGUAAUCAGGCUAAAUCUAAACACGUUUCUAGAUAGAUGUGUGUGCCUAUGCAACUUGGAAAGCCAUGUAAACUUAAUGUGGUUCAUGGUCAGAAGUUUGAAAAAGGUUGGUGAGUGAUCUUGAAU